This is a messenger RNA of Penaeus vannamei (Pacific white shrimp), 883 nucleotides long. The record is from RefSeq and is a predicted model, not a curated record. Lineage: Eukaryota; Metazoa; Arthropoda; Malacostraca; Decapoda; Penaeidae.
UUUGAAACGUUAUGGAGUCAUAUUCACCUGCUUGGUGACUAGAGCCAUCCACAUAGAAGUGGUGGAGUCAAUGGAAACUGAUUUCUAUAUUAAUGCUUUUAGAAGGUUCAUUGCCAGGCGAGGCCCGGUCACCUCCAUCCGGUCUGACAAUGGGACAAAUCUUGUGGGAGCUGAGAAGGAGCUUCGCAAAGAACUUGAGAAAUUGAAGCACUCUGUGAUUGCAGAGGUCAUGUUGCUCAAGGGUGUCACAUGGCAGUUCAAUCCUCCUCAUGCUUCGCACUUUGGCGGAGUAUGGGAACGCCAGAUUCGCACAAUUCGACGAGUACUCCGUGGCCUGUGUCACCAGCAGGUCAUGACAGAUGACACUCUGCACACCCUAUUCUGUGAGGUAGAAGCUAUCAUAAAUGGCAGGCCAUUAACCAGGGUUACUGAUGAUCCUGAUGGUCCUCAACCACUAACACCCAACAUGCUGCUAACCCUGAAAGGUGCAGGAGGUCCAAUAACGGAUACUGAUCAUAGUGAUCUUUAUGUUCGUCGACGUUGGAGGCAAGUUCAAUACCUGGCAGACCUCUUCUGGAAGAGGUGGACAAAGGAAUAUCUUCCACUUCUCCAGGAACGCCAGAAGUGGACCACGAGACAGCGUAACCUGAAGGUUGGAGAUAUUGUUCUGAGCCUAGACAACAAACUGCCCCGAGGUUCAUGGCCUUUGGGACGUGUGCUGGAAGUGAUAAGUGAUGCUGAUGGUCACGUGAGGAGUGCUCGCUUGAAAACUGCUAGUGGAGAGUACCUCAGACCAAUUAGCAAGAUGUGUCUUUUGCUAGAAAAUGAAAUAGAUGUAGGUGUCAGUAAAGGGUGUACGCCGAACGCUGCCCUUAAAUGCUGA